This is a messenger RNA of Carica papaya (papaya), 348 nucleotides long. The record is from RefSeq and is a predicted model, not a curated record. NCBI's taxonomy places the organism in Eukaryota, Viridiplantae, Streptophyta, Magnoliopsida, Brassicales, Caricaceae.
AUGGCAGGACGCAGCUCAAAUUAUUUUUAUAUGAUUUUGUUUAUCACAAGUGCUUUAAUGCUAAUGUCUCAUGUAUUUGCGCAAGAAGAAUUGAUUGAGAAAUACGGAUGUGCAUCAAGGAUGACUGCACAUUGUGGAAAUGAGAUCUAUUCAGCUCUAUUUGAUAUAGGAACAAUUACCGGUGACUGUUGUUUGACACUCGUAGAAAUGAAUAAAACCUGUCACGAUGCUUUUGUUGAGGAAAUUCUCGACGACCCUACUAUUAAAGGAGACAGGUCUAAAAUUCUUGCGAAUGGCAAGAAAAUCUGGGAGGAUUGUGCUUUAGUUGCUGCUAAUUCGCCUCAUUAA